Messenger RNA from Onthophagus taurus, 3209 nucleotides. It is a transcript of the gene ss, whose product is annotated as aryl hydrocarbon receptor spineless. The record is from RefSeq and is a predicted model, not a curated record. Gene Ontology annotation, molecular function: nuclear receptor activity; protein dimerization activity; transcription cis-regulatory region binding. Gene Ontology annotation, cellular component: nucleus; aryl hydrocarbon receptor complex. Lineage: Eukaryota; Metazoa; Arthropoda; Insecta; Coleoptera; Scarabaeidae. Gene Ontology annotation, biological process: xenobiotic metabolic process; response to xenobiotic stimulus; regulation of transcription by RNA polymerase II.
GCGAGCGUCGGAGAUCCGAGUGCGUCGCAUGGUAAAAGAAAGAACCUUUUUAAACGCGCGUCCGCGUCUCAAUCCCCGGAUUUACAACAACCAACAAAAGUAAACAAAAUCGUGUAAAAAGUUAAGCGUCGAUUUAAAGUUUAAAUAAGUUGUGAUUUAAAAAAGCAUAAAAAAUAAGGGAAGUGCGAAAAAGAUCGAGUUUCUUUUUUCAAAACGGAAUUCGCGGGGCCGCCGAGAACUCCCCAAUGUGCUGCCGGUGCCGUGGUUCUUGGUUCCGUGGGUCCCAGUGCCGCGUUUGGAGGUGAGGCGAUACAUCACCACCAUCAUCCGCCGCCGCCUCCGCCGACGGUUACCACCGUCGCGGCGCUCGGCGGCGCAAAUUCAACAACAAUCACCGGCCCAAAUAUGAAUCAAUUAGGGACGGUAUACGCUACAAAAAGGAGAAGAAGAAAUGGGAAAAGUUUAAAGCCUACUCCAAAGGAUGGUGUCACGAAAAGCAAUCCGAGUAAAAGGCACAGAGAACGACUCAACGCUGAAUUGGAUACGUUGGCCAGUUUGUUACCAUUCGAACAGAACAUUUUAUCGAAAUUGGAUAGAUUGUCCAUUUUGAGGCUGUCAGUUAGUUAUUUACGCACCAAAAGCUACUUCCAAGUCGUUAUGCACAAAGAAAAAGAUGAAAAUGGAUCCCUGCACAGACCAAGGGACUUAACUGCCUUCGACCACACGCCGUUGGACGGUGAAAUGUUCCUUCAGGCUCUAAACGGGUUCCUGAUGAUCCUAACUUGCGAAGGAGAAGUUUUCUUCGCCACUCAUAGUAUUGAGGGUUAUUUAGGGUUUCAUCAGUCCGAUAUUGUCCACCAAUCAGUAUACGAACUCGUCCAUUCCGAGGAUCGAGAAGAACUCCAACGGCAGCUGAUGUGGAACUCGUUUCUUCCACCAGAAUCUGCAAAUAUUGGUCUUCAGGAUGUUUUACUCCCAGAUAAUUGUCAUCUUUUGGAGAGGAGUUUUACCGUUCGAUUUCGAUGUUUGCUGGAUAAUACUUCAGGGUUUUUGAGAUUAGAUAUAAGGGGACGGGUUAAAGUACUUCACGGCCAAAAUAGGAAGUCCGAAGAACCUCCUUUGGCUCUUUUCGCAAUAUGCACUCCUUUCGGGCCACCAUCGUUGUUAGAAAUUCCUCAGAAAGAAGUGAUGUUCAAAAGCAAGCACAAAUUAGAUCUUACUUUAGUCUCAAUGGAUCAAAGAGGAAAAAUGCUUCUUGGAUACUCAGAUUCGGAAUUAGCCAACAUGGGGGGCUACGAUUUGGUGCAUUACGAUGAUCUUGCUUAUGUUGCUAGUGCCCAUCAAGAAUUAUUGAAGACUGGUGCAUCUGGAAUGAUAGCUUAUCGAUACCAAACGAAAGAAGGCCAAUGGCAAUGGUUGCAAACCAGCUCAAGAUUGGUUUAUAAAAAUUCAAAACCCGAUUUUGUAAUUAGUACGCACAGACCUUUAAUGGAGGAAGAAGGUAGAGAUCUUCUUGGUAAACGCACUAUGGAUUUUAAAGUCAGUUAUUUAGACGCUGGUCUUCCAAACAGUUAUUUUUCGGAUACCGACCAGUUGCUGUCGACCACCUCAUCGACGGUUCAACACAAUUUACCUACAACCCCAGCCCGAGUUAAUCGUCGCUAUAAAACCCAAUUAAGAGAUUUUCUAUCAACAUGUCGAACGAAACGCAAAUUAUCGCACGGUUCUUCGAGCGGACAAGUAACUCCACCGUCAAACGCGACCGUUUCCGGUGCGGUAGUCAGCCCAAUGCCAGCUACGGUCGAUUAUAUCGCCACGGAUGGUUGUACAGCUUACAACAUGUACACAACUCCUUAUCCGACGGCGACACCGGAUCAUAGUUUGAGUUAUAUGAGUCACACCAACUUCCAACACAGUUUAUAUCCAUCCCCAACGUUGGAUAACCGAUAUUUAACAACAACCGAAAAUUUAUUCCAAUACAGACCUUUAAGUACGUAUUAUCCAGAGUAUCACACUUCAGCGACAACUCCUUACGUAGGAAAUGGUUUCUUGGAGAUGCCACGAGGCUCAGUUCCAACAUACGAUCCAACAUCAACCAGUGCUAGUCACCACUCAACGUAUAGAACCGCGAUUAUGCCGGUUGAAGAUAAAAUAUACUCAUGCCAACAAGUUGUUGAUGGCAACACAAGUAAAUAUCCAACGUACGUUGAUAGCACAAGAGGUUACGUAGUGGCUAACACCACCACGAAAUGCCUAGACGUAUCUUGGCCGUACUCCGUAAGCCCAUCUUCAGGAAUCAUCCAACCAGUACAAGUGAUGAGCGCCCAAAUCGAUUUAAAAUCAACAUCCUGCGGAAAAAUAAAACAUCCAUCAUCAAUCGAUGGAAUGUCAACCCAUUCAACGUCCCCAGCAAACAGCGGACUUUUAACCCCAAAAAUGGAAGAUGUAAAAGAUUCCCCAAUGCUUCAAAGCAACGAUUCGGUUAUAACAACCCAACAUUAUUCUCCGAUUAAUGUAAACGCCACAGCCACGGUUCAAGAAGUACCAAGACAAACCGUUUUGAUGUGGGGAUCAAACAAUCAUAUUCAACAACAACACUCUUCCCCAAAUAAUCGAUCCCCAAGUAUUGAUUACACUCAACAACAACAACAAGAAACAAAUUGCGAAGCUUUAAAGUCACUAACAGAAAUUAGUAAUCCAGAUAUUUGCAAAUGGAACGGGGAUGCAACUAAAAAUGAGCCAGUUCCGCAAGGAAGUGAUCCGGAUAGUCCGCAUCAACACCAUCCGAAUCACCAUAAUCAUCAUAAUUCGCGGGUGGUUAUGGUACUCUGAUGAUCGGGGUAAAAAGUGGCUCGUUAAAGACCCGCUUUGUACAUAGUUAUAAAUAAUACUUUCGAAAAUUGGUAAAGUGCACAUAAUUUAUUUGUCCAGAGUGAAUUAAUGGAAAAAAACGUGAAGAUUAAAAUUAAAUAUGUAAUAAAUAAAAGGAGUACGUUCACUUUUAGAUAUUAUUAGGUUUUAAUUGAAGUAAAAGUGAUGAUACUUUUUUAAAAUUAAAAAAAAAAUAAAUAAAUUCUUCCUGUAAACUUUCAGUUGUGAGAAAAAAUCUGUCUUCGAAAGAACGUCGAUUGUAGGUUAAUUUUGUACAUUAAUUAAAAGAAAAUUAAAAUUAAAACAAUAUUAGUAAAUUAAACAAAAAAAAAAUAAAA